AUGUUCUCACAGUGCUCGCAGGAUCUAUUAAAGAUUGCAAAUCUUCAUCUCCGGAGUCUGAAUUUAAAUCUGCAUUUACGAAACCACGGAAGAGCUUUCAGCAAGUCACUGCCUGCAUGUCGAAGGAAAGUAGUUGUUACAGGUAUUGGCUUAGUGUCCCCUCUUGGUGUGGGGACUCAGUUUGUGUGGAAGCGCCUUCUCCAAGGAGACAGUGGGAUUGCAUCUCUAGAUGGGGAAGAAUAUGCAGGCGUCCCAUGUAAAGUGGCUGCUUGCGUGCCAAGGGGAAACGAGGAGGGUCAGUUCAGUGAAGAAAGCUUUGUCUCAAAGUCAGAGAUCAAAUCCAUGAGUUCUGCCACUGUGAUGGCCAUCGGUGCAGCAGAGCUAGCAAUGAAGGACUCCGGCUGGUCUCCCCAGUCUGAACAGGAUCGCUUAAGUGCCGGUGUGGCAAUUGGGAUGGGAAUGGUUCCGCUGGAAGAGAUUUCUGAUACAGCCGCUUUAUUUAAAGCAAAGGGUUAUAACAAGGUCAGCCCGUUCUUUGUCCCAAAGAUUUUAGUCAAUAUGGCAGCAGGCCAUAUCAGCAUUAAAUACCAACUGAAAGGGCCGAAUCAUGCUGUGUCAACUGCUUGUACCACAGGCGCACAUGCUGUUGGAGACUCCUUUAGAUUUAUUGCCACUGGUGAUGCUGAUGUCAUGUUGGCUGGAGGGACUGAGGCUUGCAUUAGUCCUUUGUCCUUGGCUGGAUUUGCAAGAGCUCGGGCCCUCAGCACGAGUUUUAACUCAAGCCCUAAAAUGGCAUGUCGACCGUUCGAUUCGCAGAGAGAAGGGUUUGUAAUGGGAGAGGGUGCUGCUGUGCUGGUCUUGGAAGAGUAUGGACAUGCUGUACAAAGAGGUGCUAGGAUCUAUGCAGAAGUUUUAGGUUAUGGACUGUCUGGUGAUGCUUGCCACAUAACAGCACCUAAUCCAGAGGGAGAUGGUGCAUUCAGGUGUAUGUCUGCAGCAAUAAAAGAUUCUGGGAUCAAACCUGAAGACAUAACAUAUAUCAAUGCACAUGCAACUUCUACACCUUUAGGAGAUGCUGCUGAGAAUCAAGCGAUCAAGAGACUUUUUAAAGAUCACUCACGUAAUAUUGCAGUUUCUUCAACAAAAGGAGCAACGGGACAUCUCUUGGGGGCUGCAGGAGCUAUUGAAGCAGCUUUUACUGCACUGUCCUGUUACCAUGGAAUUUUGCCACCUACUCUAAACUUAGAGAAAACAGAGGCAGAGUUUGAUCUCAAUUAUGUUCCAUUAACAGCUCAGGAGUGGAAAACUGAAAAACGGCGUAUAGCACUCACAAAUUCAUUUGGCUUUGGUGGUACUAAUGCAACUUUGUGCUUUGCAAGUGUUUAACUUAUGCUGUCCAUGUUGUGAAAAAUGACACUGACAAUGAUUAUCUGUACUGCCACCCUUGGUGUGUACUGUGAUCUUUUCUCAGCUUUGAGAAUUGCUCAUUUAAUACAUAAGAACUUUAUUCGCCCUAGCAUUUACAUCAGUAAUUCUUUUAGAAAGAGGGAACUUCUUUUACUCAUUUUAAUAAAAAUAAA
Molecule: messenger RNA, 1580 nt
Organism: Nipponia nippon (crested ibis)
Lineage: Eukaryota; Metazoa; Chordata; Aves; Pelecaniformes; Threskiornithidae
Source: RefSeq, a predicted model, not a curated record